Sitophilus oryzae (rice weevil) is the source of this 813-nucleotide messenger RNA. Its product is annotated as myb/SANT-like DNA-binding domain-containing protein 3. The record is from RefSeq and is a predicted model, not a curated record. The transcript has 6 exons. Bases 1 to 813 code for a protein of 270 amino acids. Lineage: Eukaryota; Metazoa; Arthropoda; Insecta; Coleoptera; Curculionidae.
AUGAGUUUAGUGGACAAGUACAAACUUGUGCUGGAAAACAAAAAAACUGAUGCCAGCAACCUCCAUCAGAAGCAGCGCGCGUGGGACAAAAUUACUGCGGAGUACAACGCUCAGGCCACAAUGAUUACCGUCAGACGCACUGCUACACAGCUAAAAAAGCUGUGGAAUAAUUUAAAACAAAGGAAAAGGAAGGCUAAUACGGAGGAUAAUAAAUACCAGCGCCUCGUUACUGGUGGAGGUCCAGAGCCUUCCUUCCAGGACCCUGUGAUGGAAGCAGUUAGCGUGGCAGCACCACAUGCAGAUGUGAUGAUGUCCUGUAAAUGGGAUAUGACAGGCGUCUACGAGAGACAGCAGGCAGAGGAGACAUCACAUGCUACAAUGCAAAACUAUGAAGUCAUUGAAGUAGUUGUGGAAAAAGGGGAGGAACCAAAACCGGAACCAGAGGAUAUUUAUCCCUUCACUUCUGGGUUGAGCAUUAAAAAAAUGGUCGCUGCUACUCCAAAAACCACCUUCACAGCUGACCAUCCUUUAUGUGCUGCCAAACAAACGGCUAGUGGAACUGGGCGACAAGGUCGGGCUGUCCAAAAAGAGGCACACAUAAGGAUGAAGAAGGUGGAGGAGAGCACUCAACAACAACUCCAACUACAUAGUGUUCGACAAAAAAUUGAGGAGGAAAACAUGCAGACAGCUGUUCUAAGGAGAAAAGUAGAGGAAGAAAACCUGCGGACAGCCACAGCAUUGCGAAAAAAGGCUGAGAUAGAGGCUGAGCUAGCUAUGCUUCAUAUGGAGUUGUUUAAAAAUAAAAACAUCUAA